Molecule: messenger RNA, 899 nt
Organism: Paramecium pentaurelia
Lineage: Eukaryota; Ciliophora; Oligohymenophorea; Peniculida; Parameciidae
Source: the annotation of a GenBank genome assembly
AUGUUUGAGGAUGAGAAAACUUUAAUUAAUAUAAUUAAUAAUCCAGAUUAGUUGGAUGAGGAGAAAAUUGUUGAUCUAGUAUUUAAACUUUGCAAUAAAAAAAAUACACAACUCGAAUAUGAUGGAUUGACCUAUUGUCAACUUACAGGAAAAAAUAUAGGAAAUUAAAGCACUAUUAAAAUAGAUAUAAAAUCAGGAGGUUCUAUAACUGUGUUAAAAGAUAAAUUAAAAGAAUUGAUCCAAUAGCAUUGUUUUAUUAAUGGGAUAUUUGAGCAGUCUUUUUCAAAGAUAUAUAAAAUUAAUAUAUUGAAUCCCUCGUAUGAUUUAGUUAAUGAAAAAAAUGAAAAAUUCUCAUCGAUAGAAAUAACAGAUUCUAUCUUAUAACAAGUGUAUGGUAAAGAAGAAUAUUAGUAAAUUAUGGCAAAGUAUAAGAAUUAAUAAAAUUUAGAAUUGAUGAACGAAGCAAAUUAAUAAAUCAAAAUAUGGAUAUUGAUGUGACUUUUAUCUGUCCAAUAAUGAAAAAAUCAUACUUAAAAUUCUCAGAAGGAAUAAAUCUUUAAGGUCAAUUAUAUAGUUUAGAAGGAGCUAUUUUAAUUUUAAAAAAUCAUCCAGAGAAGCUUUUCUCCCAUUAAAAAGAAUAUCUAGAAAAAAUAUAGUGCCUAUAGGAAUAAUAACAGUUGAAUAAAAAUUAAAUUAAAAUUGACUCUAUAAUUUUCUAAUGUCCAAUAACUAAAAACCAGUAUUACACUUGUUUAGAAGGGAUAAAAUUUGAGGAAAAUCUCUAUAGCAUUGAAGGGUUAUAAUAAAAAUUAGAUUAGGAUAUUAAAUAACAAACAAUAGAUAAAAAUUAGAAUGAAAUCAAUUAUUUAGAUAAAUUUAAGUAAGGCCAAAAUAAAUGA